AUGUCGUCCGCCGAGACUGGACUCCCUGAAGGAUGGGAGGUGCGCCGCUCCAACACAAAGAACCUCCCAUACUACUUCCACGCCCAGACAAAAGACUCGCGAUGGGAACCACCACAGGGAACAAACCCAGACAAGCUGAAGGCGUACAUGGCUGCCAACCACAGCUCCAAGGGCGUCGCACCGGCAGCCGUCGCAGGUACUGAGGGCAAGAUCCGAUGCGCCCAUCUCCUUGUCAAGCAUCGCGACAGCAGACGCCCGGCUAGUUGGCGGGAACCCAAUAUUACGCGCUCAGUGGAAGAAGCGCGGACGAUGAUCGAGAAUUACCACAAGCAGAUCCAGGCCUACGAGGAGGGAAAGGAGGACCCUAACGCCAAAUCUCUGUCGGAGCUUGCAACCACCGAGUCAGAUUGCAGCAGCGCUCGCAAGGGAGGAGAUCUGGGCUUCUUUGGCAGGGGCGACAUGCAGAAGGAGUUUGAGCAGGCUGCCUUUGACCUGGAGAAGGGCCAAGUGAGCGGCAUGGUCGAGACGGCUUCGGGCGUGCACUUGAUCCAAAGGCUCGAGUAG
Messenger RNA from Alternaria arborescens, 564 nucleotides. RefSeq lists its product as hypothetical. Gene Ontology annotation, cellular component: nucleus; cytosol. The coding region runs from base 1 to 564 and encodes 187 amino acids. Gene Ontology annotation, molecular function: protein binding; peptidyl-prolyl cis-trans isomerase activity. The transcript has 4 exons. The record is from RefSeq and is a predicted model, not a curated record. Lineage: Eukaryota; Fungi; Ascomycota; Dothideomycetes; Pleosporales; Pleosporaceae.